This is a messenger RNA of Rhinichthys klamathensis goyatoka, 3828 nucleotides long. It is a transcript of the gene mlh3, whose product is annotated as mutL homolog 3 (E. coli). The record is from RefSeq and is a predicted model, not a curated record. Gene Ontology annotation, molecular function: ATP binding; ATP hydrolysis activity; mismatched DNA binding. Gene Ontology annotation, biological process: mismatch repair. Bases 119 to 3658 code for a protein of 1179 amino acids. Lineage: Eukaryota; Metazoa; Chordata; Actinopteri; Cypriniformes; Leuciscidae. The transcript has 13 exons. Gene Ontology annotation, cellular component: mismatch repair complex.
ACAGUUAGCAAACUUACCGGUGUUGUUACAUGGCAACCGUCAAAGCUGACAAAACUGACAGACGGCUUGUUUUCUGCACUUUCAGUCACAAAUAACAUCUCACAACACACCAAAGAGAAUGAUCAAGAGUUUGCCCCAAGAUGUUCAAGCAAAGCUGCGCUCUGGUGUUGCUAUUUUCUCAUUGCAGCAAUGUUUGGAGGAGCUCCUAUUGAACAGCAUUGAUGCGGGAGCAACAUGUGUGGCUGUCAAAAUAGACAUAGAAGCAUGCAAGCUGCAGGUGAUCGACAAUGGCUCAGGGAUGUGCCAGGAGGACAUGGAGAGAGUGGGAUACCGAUACAACACAAGCAAAUGCAGCUCGCUGGAGGAUCUGGAUAAUCUCAGAUUUUAUGGGUUCAGAGGGGAAGCGAUUUCCAGUAUUGUCUCCCUUGCAGAAAUGGUUGAAAUGUCAUCUAGGACUAAGCUGUCGGUGAAAACAUACGUUAAAACCUUUAAUGAAGCAAAUGCAUCGGAUGUUUUAGAAGCUCAAACUGUUCGUCCCUCUGCAGGGACGACCGUGUCCGUCUACAAUCUCUUCCACAACAUGCCAGUCCGAAGAAAGAGAAUGGAUGCUGUUUUAGAAACCGAACGCAUCCGUCAGAGAGUGGAGGCCAUAUCUCUGAUGCACCCAUCUGUGUCAUUCACAGUGAAAAAAGAAAAUUCGGCUCACAUGAUGGUGCAGCUCUCUAAAACAAGCAGUACCUAUUACAGGUUUGUGCAGAUUCAUGGCUUGAAUCGAGCCCAAAAGCUCAGAGAGGUCAAUUACGUCCAUGAGCAGUUCGAAAUGACUGGUUAUAUCGGUCGUGAGGGACAUUACAAUAACAGCUUGCAAUUCCUAUUUGUAAAUGGGAGGCUUCUUCUGAAGACAUGCAUUCAUAAAACACUCAACAGCCUUCUGAAGAGAGUUAGCAGUGUUGCGAGACAAAACAACAGCCCAACCGCAUAUUCGUUAACAUCGAGCCCCAAACAAAGAGGCGGAUGUGAUCUCCAUGGCGUCUAUGUUUUAAAUAUCAAAUGCCAUUACUCAGAGUAUGACAUAUGCCUCGAACCAGCCAAGUCACUGAUAGAGUUCAAAGACUGGGAUAAUGUACUCAUCUGCAUUGAAGAAGGAGUAAAAGCAUUUCUUACUAAGGAAAAUCUGGUGACAGAGUUUUCCAUGAAUGGCAGCGAUGGUCCAUCAAGUAGUCCAUUGAGGAAUGCAAAGACUCCUGUGGCAGAACAAAACCUCAGUGCUGAGCAAACGCGUGAAAAGUGUGACGCACUGACUGAGAAAAAGGAUAAUGCAAGUGGUUUGGAAGUCUCUGGUGGUCAAAUGUUGGAGCAAGUGUCAAUAAACACCGAAACCUUUUCCAGUGAAGAAUCAGACGCUGAAAAAGCUCUUCAGGGUGGCGAUUUGCGCUUGCAGACCACAUUUGCAGUUGCUACAGAAAUGAAUAACAAUCGCAAAGAAGAUGAAAAUGCAAUUUGUCCUAAUAUAAGCCAUAAUGAUUUGCCAGUUACUGUUAACAACAACAACAUAAAUUUGAUGGGAAGCAAAAAACACAAGAUUUCAAUUCUGGAUGUAAAAGGGGCGCAAGAUAGUUUAAAAAAAUUCUGCUUCCCAAAUAAAAUUUCUCCAAAAAAGAGAAAGCUGCCAUUAGAUGACAUUCAAGAAGACGAACAUGUUUUUUAUGGUACCAGCUCAAAGACUUGCAGAGCUGCACCAUGUCAUAAAUUAACUCUGUCUUUUGAAACAGGAUCUCUUGACAAGUUCAAAAGGUUGUUUGGGAAGGAUCCUGAAAAAGAACAACCAAGUACAGAAAAAACAAGCCAUUUACAACCAGAAUCCUCUAGAAAAUCUAAUGACUGCUUUGUAGGAUCUACUUUGUGCUUAGAUGAUAUAGACAAGCCCUUAUUGAGGAACAUUUCAGAUGCUUAUUCUCCAUGUAGUUCUGAAUGUUAUGCAGAAUCUUCACCAUGGAACGAGGGAGAAAAAAUAUCAUUGGCUGCCAAAUGUUCCUACUUCAAACAUGAUAAAAUGGCACUCAGAGAGGUCAGCAGAGAUACAGACUUUCUUCCCAUGGAAACGUUGUCUUUUCCAGUUGUACAAGACUCAAACUUUAAAGAAAAGUCCCAUGAAUUAGAAAAAGAAAAUGUAUUAUUUGGAUCCUUUGGAACUGUUGAUUCGCUUGUCCAUGAUUCUUCUGAAGACAACCCAGUCUUCGCUCUGAUUGAGCAGGACCCAACAACAAUACCUUCCUCAAAUUUAGAAGACCCUCACCUCUGCAACAAGAAUGUGCCUUCAUUUUUGGGAAGUGUGAACAGUGUUGAUGAAGCCAGAGUAACCUCUCUGCAUGAUCCUCUGUGCAGCAACACAGGAAAUGAAGGUCAGAAUACAAAUGACAGUGUUGAAACAAUCCCAAUGGCCAGCAGCUGGCUGGCUCAUUAUGACAGUUGCUUAGGAAAGCUAGUUUACAUAAACCAAGUUACAGGGCUCAGCAAAUACGACUCUCCUCCUGUGGAGGAGACUCAAGUGUCAUGUACCACAGAUGUCACUAACAUGGCGGUCAGUGUUAUUUCAAGAACAGGAUUUGAGUACAGGUGUUAUCCAUUUCACACAGAUAUUGUACUUCCCUUUCUGCCCAAACCCAGAGCAGAAAGAGCUCUUAACUCUGGGACAGACAGCAGAGAGGAUGCCCAAGGUCCCGAUUCAUUGUCGACUUUAUUCUCAAAAUGGAGUAACCCGGUGUUCAUACGGCCUCCAGAGGUUUCUGUGGAUGUAACCAGCGGUCAAGCUGAGAGUCUUGCUGUAAAGAUACACAAUAUUCUUUUCCCCUACCGGUUUACCAAGAAUAUGAUCCACACAAUGAGAGUCAUCAAUCAAGUGGACAAGAAGUUCCUUGCUUGUUUGAUAAAUACAACAGAACAGGAUGUGUCUGAAAGCAGUACAAAUGAAGGAAAUCUUCUAGUGUUGGUUGAUCAACAUGCUGCCCAUGAAAGAGUUCGACUGGAGGGGUUGGUAACAGACUCUUAUGAGGAUGACCCAGACACACCUGGAAAAAAGAGACUGUGUUCUUCAAGUGUAACCCCACCCUUGGAGAUUAAUGUAACAGAGGAGGAAUUGAGACUUCUGAGGUCUUGUCAGGCCUUCCUGAGGGGUCUUGCUUUAGAUGUAAGGUUCCCAAAGAGUGAGUCACUGAAUGUGUUGUUGGAGAGACUUCCCACAUGUUUCAUCGAGAAAGAAAGCACAGAGCUCCGCCGUGGAAGGCGGUCAGUAAUUAAAACCAUUGCAGAGGACUACCUGCGAGAACACAUUGAGCUUCUCCACUCAACAGGAAGAGCUAGAGGAACUCUGCCUCUGACAGUACAUAAUGUUCUCGCUUCACAAGCGUGUCAUGGAGCAAUUAAGUUCAAUGACAUUUUGAGUAAAGAGGAGUGCUGUAGUCUGGUGAGCUCGCUCUCCUCUUGUCAUCUUCCUUUCCAGUGUGCUCAUGGAAGACCUUCCAUUGUCCCUCUGGCAGAUCUUCACCACUUAGAAGAUCAACAGGAUCUUCCCAAACCAAAUCUGAGGAAAUUGAGAAGGAUGUACAAGUCGUGGAAGCUUUAUGGAAAAGAUCAAUCUCUUGCUCAAAACAAAGCAUGAAUUUAUCAACAGAAAAACCUCCUGCAAUUAUUAAAUUAUUUAUUUUAGAGUCCACCUGCUUCUGUUUAUUGCUGGACUGCUUUUAUUUUGUUACACUUUUUGGAGCAUACAGUUGCUGCCAACAAAAACUGCUCUGCGAUAGAGCAGCCAAUAAUAAAGGACUAUACUCG